Messenger RNA from Cataglyphis hispanica, 3093 nucleotides. RefSeq names its product protein suppressor of forked (gene su(f)). Gene Ontology annotation, biological process: mRNA 3'-end processing. NCBI's taxonomy places the organism in Eukaryota, Metazoa, Arthropoda, Insecta, Hymenoptera, Formicidae. The record is from RefSeq and is a predicted model, not a curated record. Gene Ontology annotation, cellular component: nucleus. Gene Ontology annotation, molecular function: mRNA binding; protein binding. The coding region runs from base 187 to 2328 and encodes 713 amino acids. The transcript is spliced from 13 exons.
GCAUGUGCAUGAGGCGCUGCAUACAUUGCUCGUCUGUAUUAUGCAUUAUGCAUUCUGUUUGUAUAUGCGACCGAGUUGCUCUGUACCAAUUUCGUGCAGUGAGUGAUACGAAAGAUAAUAAUCCUUUUUUUCGCGUGUGAUUAUUUUGCAGAUUUUGCAUACAAUCGGCUACGAUCAGGAAAUAAAAUGACAGAAGAGAAAACGGAGUUUGAUUGGGGGAAUGAAAAGUUACAACGCGCUCAGAAGACAGUUGAUGAAUCACCAUAUGAUCUGGAGGCAUGGAGUGUUCUUAUAAGAGAGGCACAGAAUAGACCGAUCACGGAAGUGAGACCAGUAUUUGAAAAACUUGUUUCGGUAUUUCCAUCAGCUGGACGUUACUGGAAAAUUUAUAUAGAGCAGGAGAUGAAAAUGCGGAACUUUGAAAAGGUGGAAAAGCUUUUCCAAAGGUGCCUCAUGAAAAUUUUAAAUAUUGAAUUGUGGAAACUAUAUCUUUCUUAUGUCAAAGAAACCAAAGCAAGUCUAGCUACAUAUAAAGAAAAGAUGGCACAAGCAUAUGAUUUUGCAUUAGAUAAAAUUGGGAUGGAUAUACAUUCAUAUAGCAUUUGGAAUGAUUAUGUCAUGUUUUUGAAGAGUGUGGAAGCGGUUGGAUCAUAUGCUGAAAAUCAGAAAAUCAGUGCUGUACGAAAGGUUUAUCAACGAGGUGUUAUCAAUCCCAUGAUAAAUAUGGAGCAAUUGUGGAAAGAUUACAUGGCAUUUGAACAGAAUAUUAAUCCAAUAAUCGCGGAGAAAAUGGCAAUUGAAAGAUCUAGAGAUUAUAUGAAUGCAAGACGUGUCGCUAAAGAAUUGGAAGCUGUUACGAGAGGUUUGAAUCGAAGUGCGCCCAGUGUCCCACCAACUGGUCAUCCUGAAGAAGUUAAACAGGUUGAAUUAUGGAAGAAAUAUAUUGCAUGGGAACGCAGUAAUCCUUUAAGAACAGAAGAUACAUCGCUCGUUGCUCGUAGAGUUAUGUUCGCAAUUGAGCAGUGUCUUUUAUGUUUGGGUCAUCAUCCUGCGGUAUGGCAUCAAGCGGCACACUUCUUAGAACUGAGUUCUAAGAUAUUGACGGAAAAAGGUGACGUGAAUGCGGCUAAAAAUCUCAGCGACGAGGCAGCUACUAUGUUUGAAAGAGCAACGAACACAUUGUUAUCGAAGAACAUGUUACUGUAUUUCGCGCACGCGGAUUUCGAAGAGGGUAGAGUGAAAUACGAAAAAGUACAUCAGAUAUAUCAAAAGUUUCUUGAUAUACCUGAUAUAGAUCCUACCUUGGCAUAUGUGCAAUAUAUGAAAUUUGCAAGAAGAGCCGAAGGUAUAAAAUCUGCGAGGACAGUGUUUAAACGAGCACGAGAAGACACAAGAUGUAAACAUCACGUUUACGUCGCUGCUGCGUUAAUGGAAUAUUACUGUACUAAAGACAAAAAUAUAGCAUUCCGUAUAUUUGAAUUAGGCUUAAAAAAAUUUGGGGAUAAUCCUGACUACAUUCUGUGUUACAUAGAUUAUUUGUCACAUUUAAAUGAGGAUAAUAACACAAGAGUUCUUUUCGAGAGAGUAUUAUCUUCUGGUAGCUUAGAGCCAGAAAAAUCAGUUGAUAUAUGGAAUCGUUUCUUAGAAUUCGAAUCUAAUAUUGGCGAUCUAGCUAGUAUAGUUAAAGUUGAGAAAAGACGAAGUGCAGUAUUGGAAAAAAUUAAAGAAUUUGAAGGCAAAGAGACUGCCCAGUUAGUAGAUAGAUACAAAUUUUUGGACUUGUAUCCUUGUACACCUAUGGAACUAAAAUCAAUUGGAUAUAUGGAGGUAUCUAAUGUUGCUAGAAAUUCCAUUGGCACUAUACCCCGUGUACCUGAUCCAGAAGAAGCGAUUGCCGCUUUACCUAGACCAGAUUUGUCACAAAUGAUCCCGUACAAACCGAAAGUGAAUCCUCUGCCUGGUGAACAUCCAGUACCAGGCGGUUCCUUUCCGUUACCACCAGCUGCAGCUCAAUUGUGCACCAUGUUGCCCCCACCUGGUUGUUUCAGAGGCCCGUUUGUUGCCGUUGAUUUACUCAUGGAUGUUUUCAGUAGAAUUCAAUUACCUGAUCACGCUCCAUUGCCAGUAGCGGAUAAUGGGUGCGACACAAAGCUGUUCGAUCUCGCGAAAUCUGUGCAUUGGAUCGUUGAUGAAAGUAACGAUGGUAUGAGCAUCGGAUCUAAACGAAGACGAACGCGUUUAGGUGGGGAUGAUAGCGAGGAGGAAGAUUUACCGCCUCCACCUGUAAAUGAUAUUUAUCGCCAAAGACAACAGAAGCGAGUCAAAUGAACAAAAGAGAUAAAUAAGUGAUAAGAGAUAUGAAUAAACAUGAUAUAAAUAUGGCUUCCGACGUCGGCGUGGAUAUAUUUUUAUCAUUUCAUUUUUUGCGCGACCAUCGUUAACUGUCGGGAGAAAUAGACGUACUAUAUAUCCGCGAGAUAUACGUUAUAUGUGUACGUUUAUUAAAUUUUUUAUGUGACACUGUGCACGAUAUUUCGAGUACUAUGUACUCAAAAAUUUGAUCUUCUAAGAUCUAAGAACUAUAUUUGGAUCUUAAUUUUAUAUUCUUCAUAUACAUAUAAUUGUUCAUAAAAUUAAAAAUAAUUUGAUAGAGAUGCAAUAUCGAAUGUCCGUUAUACUCGAUAUAUUACUUCUCAUCAAUGUAAGUAAUAAGUAAUUAGUAUUAUAUAUCUAUGGUUAUAUAUAAUGAGACUAAAAUAUAAAAUAAUAUAUAUUAUUUUUUAAAUAAAUCAUUGAUCUACACAAAAAUACAAAAGAGAAAAUAUUGUUUAUAAUUUAUAAAUAAGCAAAUUUCUGUGAUUCAUACCCUCUAUAAACUCUAUCGACAUAAUUUUGGCUGAUAAACAUUAAUGUUCAGAUUAUAAUGAGAUUACGGAAUAAAAUCAUUGUACAAAGCGAUUUUGCUAUAUCCAAUCUGCGUGUAAUUUUUGUUAUAACUGUCACCGAAGGAUUGCAUUUAAUAUUUUUAUUUUAUAGAAACUUAAAUCUAUGUAAUUUAUUAUACAGGACCACAAUAAACGUGAUAUUAAAUUA